This is a messenger RNA of Paramuricea clavata, 996 nucleotides long. NCBI's taxonomy places the organism in Eukaryota, Metazoa, Cnidaria, Anthozoa, Malacalcyonacea, Plexauridae. The record is from the annotation of a GenBank genome assembly.
AUGAGAAGUUUUCCUCCUCAUCAUGAGGUAAGGUUUGCUCAACAUCUUGUUCAACUUUGUGGAGCGAUACUAUUCAAUUUAGAUGGAUGUUUAAAGCACUGGCAAAAGAUUUGUGAUGCUCCUCGAGAAUACAAUACCAAGGAGGUAUCGUCUGCAAAAGGAUUUUUAAAGUUGUGGCAACCAACAGGAGUGCAAGUAUGGCUAACUGCUGUUAUGGUGGACACAUGCUGUAUCUUCAGAUAUAUUGAAAAAGAAGCCCAGAAGCCUGGCAUUAUCAUUCCUGAUAUAUUGAAGUACAGAGAUACUGCCUUGCAAAAACUUGAUAUAAUGCAAACAGAGCCAUAUCCAGGUAAAAUAUAUAUAGUUAGUAAGUUACUUUGUUUAUAGAAAACAAAUUGAACUCACUCUUAUUUGAGUUCUUUAACAAAGGUGUAUUAUUCAUUACAUUGUAUGUUAUUUUACUGCACAUAGGUGGCCAGGAGGAGUUAUUAACAAAGAAGAUUGCAGAACUGCAUCCAGAGAACGAUGAAGCAGUGGAUAAUACACCAAGAAGGACACACAACACCAAUGUGACAACGUUUCGUAGAGGAAAACAACCUAUCAGGCAAGAGGUUAUUGAUUCUUCAAGGAAUUUUCUCCAGGUAAAAUGAGAUAAAUAGGUAAUCUCAUAUCUCUUUAGCAAUCAGGUCACACCAUAUAAAGUUUUUAAUUACUAUUACCUAUAUUUUUUAUGUAUAUCAUUAUCAUGUUUAGACCAGGCUCAACGAGGAACAAACAGAAAUUGUAACAACCAUUAUCAACUUGACCUCAGCAAAACGUGCAAUUGAAUUCAUCAACAUUGCAUUACCUCAACUUGAAUCAAGUGGAAUCAGUGAUAAACAAGCAUUUAUUGAUGCAGUUUUAGAAAAUUUUACGGAAAUGCUUCCUGAUACACAUAUUCCUGCAAGAGACUAUGGUGUGAGACUCUACCAAAUGCUAAGGGGCAGCGGAACGUGA